Cydia pomonella (codling moth) is the source of this 1583-nucleotide messenger RNA. RefSeq lists its product as uncharacterized. The record is from RefSeq and is a predicted model, not a curated record. The transcript has 3 exons. Gene Ontology annotation, molecular function: transmembrane monodehydroascorbate reductase activity. NCBI's taxonomy places the organism in Eukaryota, Metazoa, Arthropoda, Insecta, Lepidoptera, Tortricidae. The coding region runs from base 813 to 1583 and encodes 256 amino acids.
UCAUGGGGCUCGUUGAUCAAUAGAAUUUAGUAAUGAACAUUAUGUAGCUGGUGUUUAUUAUUAUUUAUGGAACAGAGGACCCCAACAACAACGUGUUUUGUAGUAAGUAGUAAUCAAUACCGCUUAUUAACUAUGGUGCAUACGUUACUCAAACAUGUUUCCAAAUUAUGUUUUAUAUGUUUUCCUUGUUCAACUUAACCCAUGGGUAUGGGUAUGUCUCACUAUCAUGGCAAGUUGAGCACAACUAAUACGCUUUUAUUUGCUUUUUAUACGUAAAACUAGAUUUUUUUUAUGACGUUUUGUCCCAAAUAAAUGUUCUAUAUUUGAUUUGAUAACUGUACGAGUAUAGGCAUUUCAAAGCAAUGAAUUCAAAUGUGUGUUACCAUGACCAGCUACAGUGUUAGCCGAACGGUAAUUGCAAUUGACCAUUAACCAUUACAAAUUGAGCCGUAAAUCUUAACGGACGGUUACAGUUUACAGUUCAAUUUAUAAUGGUUAAUGGGCAACGUUUGGGCCAACACUGACCAGCUACCCUAACCUAACAUUUCUGCGAAUCCGAAGUACAUACAAACUUACAACAAUAAACAAAAAUGCCCACUUAUUUAAUAGCGUAUUUGACGUUCAUAAAUGCAUUAAAUUGAUUAUCAGAUUAUCUUUGUCUUGUGUUUUUUACUAUCGACGUAAUAAAACAUUAAAUCCUAUCCUAUUGUUUUCGAUAAGACAAUAAGUUUAUAUAUAACAAAGAAAGAUACAGGUUUCUUCGACUGUUGUUCAGUAAUCUUUUGAUAAAUAACAACAACUAUAAAACGAAAAUGCUGCCGAACGAGACCGAUUCGCCUAUUGACCGUGACCCCGAGAUUGUACAUUAUGCGACAAAUAACGACAAGCACACUACACCGGCAUCUAAGGAUGACUACAGUCUGAACAUCUUUCAGUCGUCGUUGAAUCAGCUUGUUCAUAUUCUUAUAGGGAUUAUUGUGGGAGUGUCUUUGUUGUUCGCGCUGCGUGACGGCUUUCCGACCGAUGCUACGUCACAACACGUCAUUUUAUGCGUUCUCGGGUACCAACUACUGAUGGGCCAAGCUAUCCUCAGCCUGAGCCCCCACAACGGCUGGUCGUCGCGACUGAAGCUAGUGCACAAGCGCCGUGCUCACUGGAUCCUGCAGGUGCUCGGCUCCAGCCUGACCCUAGCCGGUUGCCAUAUUCAGGUCGUCGACAAGGGCGUUUAUUGGAACACAAUGUCUCAUACUUUGCAUGGAAUGUUCGCGCAGCUCUCCAUGGUAUUUUCAGUAGUGUCUCUGGCAAACGGUCUCACGUCACUCUACGCCAACGAGCUCAGCAAGUUCCGCGUUCCACCGAGCCUCUCCAAGCUCACCCACAUCUGCUUCGGCAUCGUCGGCUUCACCACCGCCUCCAUCGCCCUCUGCUUCGGUUUUGACAGAAUUGAGUUCAGAAAUUGGGCAUCUGAUAGCUUUACUACAUCAAUGAUCAUAUUUGUUGCCACUUUUACUACUAUUAUUAUUAUCAACCCAUUCAUCACUUUUUAUAAUAAAAGUCGUGUAUUAUUUAAAAAUAAUUUAUAA